Anarrhichthys ocellatus (wolf-eel) is the source of this 1401-nucleotide messenger RNA. Its product is annotated as CCN family member 1-like. Gene Ontology annotation, biological process: cell adhesion; signal transduction; positive regulation of cell differentiation. The coding region runs from base 1 to 783 and encodes 260 amino acids. The transcript has 4 exons. Gene Ontology annotation, cellular component: extracellular matrix. Lineage: Eukaryota; Metazoa; Chordata; Actinopteri; Perciformes; Anarhichadidae. The record is from RefSeq and is a predicted model, not a curated record. Gene Ontology annotation, molecular function: heparin binding; integrin binding.
AUGAAUGGGGAUCUCCUGGGUCAGAAUGAGCUGGGCUGUGAGAUGAAUGGCAGGAGGUUGGAGGAGGGACAGGCAUUUCAACCUACCUGUGCCCAACUCUGCCACUGCCUCGGGGGAGGGGUGACCUGCAUGCCCCUGUGCAGCGAUGAUCUGCAGAGGCCCGCUGAUACGUGUCACAACCCUCAGCUGGUGCGACUACCGGGGCGCUGCUGCAAAGAGUGGUUGUGUGAGGGCCUGGACAACAGCAUUUCCUCAAAUCCAUCAGCAGCUGAGCAGACGCGUCAGGACUACGGGCGCGGGCUGUCUGGCCCGUCGUUUGGCUCCAUCUCCAACUGUAUCGAGUGGACCUCAGACUGGAGCCCCUGCUCCCACAGCUGUGGCCCAGGUGUAUCCACCCGCAACACAAACAGGAACUGGGCUUGCCGCCUGCAGACUGAGACCAGACUGUGCCAGGUCAGGCCCUGCCAGACUCUGAUGCCAGGGAUCCGAACGCUGCAGCCGGGUCCGGGGGUGUGCGAGAGCAGCUACAAUUCACCUCUGUCCAUUCAGCUGGAACAGCAGGGCUGCUGGAGCACCAGAGCCUACCGUCCCAGGUUCUGCGCCUUGACCUGUCCGGAGGGACGCUGCUGCAGCCCCUCCCACACCAGGACAAUGUGGAUGGUUUUCCGUUGCCCUCAAAACAGGCUCACCCAGCAGCAGGUGAUGAUGAUCGAGUCCUGCUCCUGCAGCAUCUCCAACUGCCGCCAGUCCACAGCUGCCCGGAGUGUCCUGCCCUGGCCGUGAGCUGCAAUGUGCAUCCAGCUACAAGAGAGACGGGCGGGACCCGUCUGUGAGGAAAGUGACCAAAUGUACACACAUGAUAGAUGAAAUUUAUGGAAAUAUUACAACCAGGAUGGGAAACUUGGCAAUCGACAAUAGCUGUUGUAGUAAUAGUAGAGUAUCAGGAUAAAUCCAGCAAGUACAGAGUUUUGUAAAUGGGCUCUCAAAUUUAAGAGCAUGUACUGUAAUGUAUGUAAGUGAGAUUUAUGCAGUUCUCUGGACCUACAAACAAGAAAGAGGUCGCCCCAUUCUGUUACAUUUCUAUACGACUUCAAGUGAAUGCUCGUGUCUGCUGGAUGUGUAAAAAUAUAAUACUGAUUUAAAGGUGCAAUAUAUAAGAAAUAGACAGAAUUUUAGUUUAGAGUGUCCUGAAAGGAGUGUAAAGAGGUUACAGUGUUGAUGUCGAAGAAGACUGUGUGUUAUUUUUGUAUUUUAAAAUCUAAAUCAAAUAACCACUGAUUCUUUUUAAUAACUGUUUCUGAAAAGAAAAUGGAAUGACUGUAUAUAGUGUCACAGUAAACACACAGAUGGCUAAUGUAAGCUGUAGGCCAACCCCACACGUGAAGAUUAUAAGACAGCAGU